AUGCCUAUUGGUUGGUUGCCAUUGGAGCCUGUGAAAGUUUCUACAGUGAAAGAAGAAGGUGAAGGCUCUGGAGUUGUUAAAGAAGAGACUGCCCAAACUGUUGUCGUCAUUGAGCAUUGUGUUGGUUUUUUUCUUUUACCAAAGGUAAAAUCGCCUCCUCAAGAGAUAUUACUAAAGCUGAAGAAGGAGCCAGAGUUGAAGGAAUUGUCACAAGAAAGCUCCAAGACUGUAUUUAAGCUUGGUUUAUCUAAGAUUCAAUGUUCUCUGUUGAUGAAUGGACUUUUUAUUGAUCCCACCGAGGAAGCUCUACUAAAUGCCUUGAAUGAUGAGACUCAGAGAUUACAGGAACAAGUAUAUUUUGGACAAAUAAAAUCUCACACUGAUGUAUUGGACAAGCUCCUAUCAGAAGCUGGUAUUCAAGGCUAUAAUCCUCGGAUUAUUUCUGAUAACAAACCAAGGUUCAUAUCUCUUGCGAUGUUUACUUUUGGAGAGGCAUCUAUACUAAACGGGAUUAACUAUUUGCAUUCUCCUGGAAGUAAGUUGUUUGAUAUGUUAAAAUAAACAGGUCCAUUCCUA
Messenger RNA from Lathyrus oleraceus (garden pea), 576 nucleotides. Its product is annotated as UDP-glucose:glycoprotein glucosyltransferase. Gene Ontology annotation, molecular function: UDP-glucose:glycoprotein glucosyltransferase activity. The transcript is spliced from 6 exons. The record is from RefSeq and is a predicted model, not a curated record. The coding region runs from base 1 to 561 and encodes 186 amino acids. Gene Ontology annotation, cellular component: endoplasmic reticulum. NCBI's taxonomy places the organism in Eukaryota, Viridiplantae, Streptophyta, Magnoliopsida, Fabales, Fabaceae. Gene Ontology annotation, biological process: ERAD pathway.